Drechmeria coniospora is the source of this 450-nucleotide messenger RNA. RefSeq names its product cell wall protein. NCBI's taxonomy places the organism in Eukaryota, Fungi, Ascomycota, Sordariomycetes, Hypocreales, Ophiocordycipitaceae. The transcript is spliced from 2 exons. The record is from RefSeq and is a predicted model, not a curated record. The coding region runs from base 1 to 450 and encodes 149 amino acids.
AUGAAGGCAUCACUCAUCAUCGCCCUCGCUGCCAGCCUCGUCGCCGGACAGCUGGACAGCAUCCCAACCUGUGCCCAAGGCUGCGUCGGCAAGUACAUCACGGGAGGUGGCGUUGCCGGCUGCAAGACGGCCGACAUUGCCUGCGUCUGCCGGAACAAGGACUUCCUCGACGGCAUCGCCUGCUGCCUCGCCGACGUGUGCAGCCAAGAGGAUCAGGACAAGUCGGUCAAGUUUGCGAGGCAGCUCUGCACCUCGUCGGGCGUCCAGGUCCCCGACAAGGUGGUGUGCAACAAGGCAGCCAGCUCGGCAACGACCACGACGUCGACGUCGGCCACGGCCUCGGCGACGAAUGCCGCGCAGUCCUCGACGUCGAAAGCAGCCGCGGCACCCGUCGUCGGCAACAUCGGCGGCUUGACCGGCGCCGUCCUGGCCAUGCUCGCUGCUCUGUGA